Messenger RNA from Galeopterus variegatus (Sunda flying lemur), 3009 nucleotides. RefSeq names its product phosphatase and actin regulator 4 (gene PHACTR4). NCBI's taxonomy places the organism in Eukaryota, Metazoa, Chordata, Mammalia, Dermoptera, Cynocephalidae. The record is from RefSeq and is a predicted model, not a curated record. Bases 34 to 2145 code for a protein of 703 amino acids. Gene Ontology annotation, biological process: actin cytoskeleton organization; neural crest cell migration. The transcript is spliced from 13 exons. Gene Ontology annotation, molecular function: actin binding.
AUAACCCACCUCCCUAAACUGGUUAAUGGUGAUAUGGAAGAUCCAUUUGAAGAAGCAGGCCAGUCCACCACAGACCAGGGCAUGGUCAUGGAUUUUGUGGAAACAGGAGAUACAACGCCUCCCACCAAAAGGAAGAGCAAGUUCUCAGGCUUUGGCAAGAUCUUCAAGCCCUGGAAAUGGAGGAAAAAAAAAAGUAGCGAUAAAUUCAAAGAGACUUCAGAAGUUUUAGAGCGAAAAAUAUCUAUGCGAAAACCAAGGGAAGAGCUGGUUAAACGAGGGGUUCUAUUGGAAGACCCUGAGCAAGAUGGUGAGGAUCCAGGAAAGUCAAGUCAUGCCAUGUUAAAGAAUGGCCAUACCACCCCAAUAGGGAGUGCCAGAUCUUCUAGUCCAAUCCAAGUAGAGGAAGAGCCAGUAAGAACAAGUCUUAGGAAACUUAUUCCAGAAGAGGACACAAAGAAGCGACUAGGAUCAACCGGAAGCCAGUCUAAUUCUGAAGCAGGGUCUGUUCCUGAGAAUGUACCCAAACAACCUUUACUUCCCCCCAAAAGACCCUUGUCCUCUUCUCAUGAAGCAAGUGAAGGGCAAGCAAGGGAUGCCACUUCUGGCAGCACGGCAAGGUUCAUCUCCUCCACCUCUGCCUCCUCCACCACCACAGCACCUGCUGCCACCACUGCUGCCACAAACCUAGCAAAGACUGUUAAUUCCUCUGUCACCCCUUCCCCAGCACCCAGGACUCUGCCUCCUGCUCCUGCCAGCACUAACACUACUGCUACCCCAAGCCUCACUCAUAUGGUCCCUGCCAAGCAGCCCCCUAUCCCUCCCCCUAAACCAGCUCAGAGAAAUAGCAACCCUGUCAUUGCUGAACUGUCCCACGCAGUAAACAGUGGUACAUUGUUAUCAAAACCAUCCCCGCCCUUACCACCUAAGAGAGGCAUUCCAUCAACCUUGGUACCCACCUCGGAAUCUGCUGCUACCGUCACCACAAAAACACCAAGUGAUCAAAGAGAGAAGAGCACAUGCUCUGUGGGCUCUGAACCACCGCUGAUAAUCCCUCCUUCCUCUCCAUCCCCUCCACUGCCUACUCAUAUACCUCCAGAGCCUCCCCGGUCCCCUUCAUUCCCUGCUAAGACUUUUCAAGUUGUGCCAGAAAUUGAGUUUUCACCUUCCUUAGAUCAACCCCAGGAGGUUCCCCAACAGGAAGAUCAGAAAAAGGAAGUCCCUAAGAAGAUAUUGGACCAGAGCUGUGGGGAGCCCCAUGUACCCUCUAGGCUGCCCCCACUCCCACUGCAUGUUCGGAUCCAGCAGGCCCUGACCAGCCCACUUCCCAUGACUCCUCCUUUGGAGGGCUCUCACAGAGCUCAUUCAUUGCUCUUCGAGAACAGUGACAACUUUUCUGAGGACAGCAGUACCCUUGGUCGGACCAGAUCACUUCCUAUCACUAUUGAAAUGCUGAAAGUUCCAGAUGAUGAAGAAGAAGAGCAAACCUGCCCAUCGGCAUUCAGUGAAGACGUGAUAUCUACCUCAGUCGUCCCUAAACUACCGCAGUAUCUGCAGGAGGAAGAGGAAGAGAAGGAGAGUGACUCUGAUUCAGAGGGUCCCAUUCAGUACCGAGAUGAAGAGGAUGAAGAUGACAGCCAUCAGAGUGCUCUGGCCAACAAAGUGAAGAGAAAAGACACAUUGGCAAUGAAGUUGAACAACAGACCCAGUGAACCAGAAUUGAAUCUGAAUUCUUGGCCUCAUAAAAGCAAGGAGGAGUGGAAUGAAAUACGGCACCAGAUUGGAAACACACUAAUCCGGAGACUGAGUCAAAGACCAACACCAGAAGAACUAGAACAACGAAAUAUACUGCAACCUAAAAAUGAAGCUGAUCGUCAGGCAGAAAAACGAGAGAUUAAACGUCGGCUGACUAGAAAGCUCAGUCAAAGGCCAACUGUGGCUGAGCUACUUGCCAGGAAGAUUCUGAGGUUUAAUGAAUAUGUCGAGGUAACAGAUGCUCAAGAUUAUGACCGGCGAGCUGACAAGCCUUGGACCAAACUGACCCCUGCUGACAAGGCUGCCAUAAGAAAAGAAUUAAAUGAAUUUAAAAGCUCAGAGAUGGAGGUUCAUGAAGAGAGCAAACAUUUUACCCGCUACCAUCGUCCAUGAUGCUGAUGUUGGAGAGAGAAACUAAACCCCAAAACAGGGCUGCUUUGCUGCUUCAGUCUCCAGAGUGACACAUGGAGGGAGCUUAGCACUUCCUAGCACAGCUAGAAUUGUGUCCUCUAGGAUCUAGUUCUGGAAUGAACAGCACUUCUACGAAUGUAGCAUUUCACUGGAACGGAUUCUCAUGCACUGCCCCUGGGGCAAAACCGAACACUUCAUCAGUGCUUUUGAACCUUUUGACAUUGCAGCAUACUUGGGUUUUCCCUCACUAGCCACCAAAGGCUGGGCCACUUGCAGGUUCCAGGUUUUAUUUGCUGCACCACACCCUUACCCCAAGAUGACUGCCUAUGCUGAAGGACAUUAGCACCAUUAGCCUUAUCUGUCCUGCCCUUGUUGUGAGAACUUCUGUAGGCACUAAAUUCCAGCCAUCAAAUCCAGUUGGUGGUGGGGAAAUUUUCUGGACACCCCCAACCUUCUGGCAAAGUGGUCCCCACCUCCAGGGAAAGCCUUCAUGCCACACUGGCAUGUCAAUUGAAAGCAUUGCACUGUACCUCUUGUAACACAGCAAUAUAGUCUUCAGGCACUUGAGCCUGAGAGGAAGCUCAGGAUAUGACAUGUUCCUCUUUUUUGGCACAAGUCAUUCCUGAUUUUUAUUAAAAAAUGAUCUGAAGAAGUCAUGGGAACAUAUCUUUUUCCUGUCUAUUAAACAAUCUGAGCUGCAGCCAGAAUCGAAGUUGGUUAAAUGAGAAAGCAUGUAUAUUUUCUAAAUGCUUGUGCGCCACAUACCACAUAUACAACAGCUAUUCCAUAAGAUUAUAAUGGCUAUACAAUAUAGCCUAGGUGUGUAGUAAGUAGGCUAUACCAUCU